This is a messenger RNA of Neltuma alba, 2052 nucleotides long. RefSeq lists its product as uncharacterized. Bases 1 to 2052 code for a protein of 683 amino acids. The record is from RefSeq and is a predicted model, not a curated record. Lineage: Eukaryota; Viridiplantae; Streptophyta; Magnoliopsida; Fabales; Fabaceae. Gene Ontology annotation, molecular function: protein binding. Gene Ontology annotation, cellular component: membrane. The transcript is spliced from 8 exons.
AUGAAUUUGGAUGGGGAGGUUAAGAAGAAUGAGGCAAUUAGAGAAUUGCGUCUUGGGUUAAGGAUGCGCAAUUGGGGGGCUGUGCUGCGCACAAUGAGGGGCCUGCCGCCAUGUGCGGAGCUGUGGCUGGCCAAGAUGAACAAGUGGGCUGACACUGUGCUGCACGCAGCUAUCAUUUAUGGGACACCACCCCGCACCGUCGAUGAGCUGUUCGAAGAAAUGCCCAGACGUGAAGAAGACGUCGUGGAGAUUCUGUCAGCCAGGAAUCAGUGGGGCAACACUCCUCUUCACUGCGCCGCCGAUAGGGGCUCUUCCCCCUUGUGUCGCCGCAUCCUUGAUGCCCUUUCCACCGCACAACACAGAACCCGCGCCCUUCUGGUGCGCAACAACGAGGGAGAGACGCCUUUGUUCUUGGCUGCUGUUCAUGGUCACCCGGCGGCCUUCCUCCUUCUCUAUGACUAUGCAGGACAUGAGCAUGCCACAGCUCCUUGCGUGAAGCCCAAUGGGGAAUCUGUACUUCACGUGACCAUUCAGCGAAAGUACUUCGAAUUAUCAUUGCUAUUAAUGCGUCUACUUCCCGGCAUGAUUUCCAUCAUCGAUGAAAAAGGGCAGGCACCUCUGGACAUCCUGGCCUCUAUUCCUUCGGCAUUUAGGAGUGGCACUCCCCUUAGUUUGUGGGAGAGUCUUCUCUACCACUUCAUCCCGAUUUGUCUCCCGGAUUUUGCUGGACAACCUGAUCAGCUUCCCACCCAUGAAGCUCCCUUCGGAUUCUCCUUUUUAAGAAGUACCACAGAGAAGAAAAGGAGACAUGUAUUUGGUGGGCAGAUCAUGAAACAACUGCUAGACAAUGACGAUUUUUUUGAUGAUUUGAUGGAGAUGGAGUUGCUGGGGAGGGAUGACGAUCAUCCGGCGAACUUACCAACGCUAGGUCCUUCAUAUCAAGGGAAGAAAAGGAGACAUGUACUUGGUGGGCGGAUCAUGGAACAACUGGUAGACAAUGACGCUUUUUUCGAUGAUUUGAUGGAGAUGGAGUUGUUGGGGAGGGAUGACGAUCAUCCGGCGAACUUACGAAGGCUAGGUCCUUCAUAUCAAGCAUCAUUAUUAAGAUGGACACCAUUGUUGAGAGCAACAAAACAUGGUGCGACCGAAAUGGUGUGGGCAAUCUUGGGAAAAAAGCCGUUUGCAAUUGAGGAUGAAACUGACGAGAAGAAGAAUGUCAUGUUGGUGGCGGUAGAAGAGAGACAGUCAACCCUAUUGGAGCAAUUCAAGAAGAACCCAUCCAUCUGGAAUCGGAAGCUUCACCAUGCAUCCGACGUCCAUGGCAAUACUGCCCUGCACUUGGUCGCCAAGCCUUCUCGUCAUAGGCUUAUGGAUACGUAUGUCCUUCACUUGCAAUGGGAAAUCAGCUGGUUUGAGUAUGUGAAGGAAAUGAUGCCGCCGGAGUUCAUUAAACGGAAAAAUAAGGAAGGCAAAACGCCGGUGAUGGUCUUCGAGGAGGAACACCAUGAUCUGGUGCAAAAAACCAACCAAUGGGUGAAUCAAAUACCCGGAAAUUACAUAGUGGCGGCGACGCUUAUGUCCGGCGUUACCUUUGGAACGUGCUACCAGAUCCCGGGAGGCUACGACGAAGGCAACGGCAGGCCGAUUGUAGGCAACCGUUAUGAAUUCCUCAUAUUUGUUAUCACGGCACUGGUUUCCUUUGGCUCCUCCGUCAUUUCCCUCGCCGCCUUUCUCGCCAUUUACGGCUCUCAAAGUGAUCGGCCCGAUCGCUACCGAAGACAUCUGCCGCGGACUCUGUGCUUGGGUUUAUCUUCUCUGUUUCUCUCAGUUUUGACCAUGUUGAUUUCUUUCUGUGCUGCGCAAACCUUUGAACUUGUUGGCCCCAUAAACAAGUUGUCUGUGUAUGUCCCCGUGUACGUUGGCUUGGCUUUGAUCCCUUCCUGCUUUUACGGGGCAACUCAAUUUCCACUCUAUCGGCGUCUUCUCAAAGCUAGUUUUUCUCGUGUGCCACUCUCCAGAGGUAGAGGAGAAGAACAAGAAGAAGAAAGAUAA